Pestalotiopsis fici W106-1 is the source of this 2076-nucleotide messenger RNA. RefSeq lists its product as uncharacterized. Gene Ontology annotation, biological process: lipid metabolic process. Gene Ontology annotation, cellular component: cytosol. The coding region runs from base 1 to 2076 and encodes 691 amino acids. The transcript is spliced from 4 exons. Lineage: Eukaryota; Fungi; Ascomycota; Sordariomycetes; Amphisphaeriales; Sporocadaceae. The record is from RefSeq and is a predicted model, not a curated record. Gene Ontology annotation, molecular function: acetoacetate-CoA ligase activity.
AUGGGUUCCCAAAUUGAGCCGCUCGAGCUAUGGCGGCAUCCCAACCCCGAGUCAACGCAGAUGUACAAGUUUCUGCAGCAUGUCAAGAAAAAGUAUCGUUUGGAUAUUGACGACUAUCCCGGGCUGUACAAGUGGUCGGUUGAGAACGUGCCUGCGUUCUGGGAGGAUGUCUGGCGAUUCUGCGGUAUAAAGGCUUCCAAGCCGUAUACGGAGGUCUUACCACCCAAUGCACCAAUGUACCCACGCCCAGAUUUCUUUGCGGGGUCCUUGUUGAAUUUUGCGGAAAAUAUGCUCCAUCCCAAGGGCAGUAAUGUUUCUGAUGACUCGCCUGCCACUAUCACUGUGACCGAAGUUGAGGGCAAAGAGGUUACGACAACUUGGGCCCAGUUGCGGGAAGCUGUGCGCAAAUGUGCCAAUUCUCUGCGAGCGGCCGGGCUGAAGCCCAAGGACAGGGUGGCAGGUUUUGUAUCGAACCACCACCAGGCCAUUAUUGCAAUGUUGGCGGCCGCUUCUAUCGGAGCCGUUUGGACAGGCAUAAGCCCCGACAACGGUGUAAGUGCUGUACUGGAUCGCCUUGCGCAAAUUGAGCCAAAAGUCCUCUUUGCAGAUAAUGGAAUGGUCUACAACGGCAAGUCGUGGUCAUCUACCGCCAAGACCCUAGAGAUUGUCGACGGGCUCAACGGAAAAGGACUGGAGCUCGUGGUCGUCAUCAACAACAUAGCGGUCGAACUAGGACUGGACGAGAUCAAGGACAAGGGAUUCAAGGCUGUCGACUACGAGGGUUUCCUCGACCAAGGGACGGACGGCGGUAAGCUGGAAUUCGAGCAACUCCCUCCAUCGCAUCCGCUCUAUAUCCUCUACUCGAGUGGCACAACCGGCCUUCCCAAGGCCAUUGUCCAUACGGCACUUGGUACGCUGAUCCAGCACAAGAAAGAACUUUUCCUGCACUGUUCUGUCGACGCUAGCUCCACUAUGCUUUAUUAUACAACCACCUCUUGGAUGAUGUGGCACUGGUCCAUAGCCGCACUUUCAUGUGGUGCAACUCUAGUCUUGUACACGGGUUCCCCCUUCAAGCCUCACGGGCACUUGUCCAUCCCUAAGCUUCUUGCCAAGUACAAGGUGACGCACUUUGGGACGUCGGCAAGCUAUCUCACGACGCUCGAGUCGAAUGACCUCAUUCUCGAGAAGGAGGGCAUUGAGCUCCCGCAUCUACAGGCCGUGUACUCGACAGCAUCACCGCUGCCGCCAUCGACUUUUUCAUACGUGUACCGGGCGUUCCCAUCUAGGAUUAAUCUCGGCUCUAUCACGGGUGGCACAGACAUCAUUUCGCUUUUCGGAGCGCCAUGCCCGCUCCUGCCUGUUUACGCAGGCGAGAUUCAGUGUGCUGGACUGGGCAUGGCGAUUGCCGUCGGUGAUUCGGUCACAGGCGAACCCACACCCGGCGAGGACGGUGAGCUCAUCUGUACGGAGCCGUUCCCGUGUCAACCAUUGACCUUCUGGGGCCCCGGUGGUGACGACAAAUACAAGGCGAGCUACUUUGAACGGUUUGAGGCCCGGCCUCUUAAGGGUCCAAUUUGGCAUCACGGCGACUUCGUCCGCAUUGACCCGCGCACGGGCGGUUUGACCAUGCUAGGCCGCUCUGAUGGCGUACUCAAGCCGAGCGGUGUGCGUUUCGGCUCGGCCGAGAUUUAUAACAUCUUGACCAAGUAUUUCAGCGGCGAGGUAGAGGACGCCGUCUGCAUCGGCCGACGCCGCGAGACGGAUCGUGACGAGACUGUUUGCUUGUUCGUUGUCAUGUGCGAGGGGCGGGCCUUUAGUGAGGACUUGGCCGAGAGGAUUAAAACCAUGGUCCGGAAGGAGCUCAGCCCGAGACACGUGCCGGCCGUUGUGGAGGAGGCCGGAGGCGGCAUCCCGAGGACGAGCAACGGAAAGAAGAUCGAGGUUGCGGUUAAGCAGAUUCUUUCGGGCAUCAAGAUCAAGACCAACGCCAGCGUUGCCAACCCGGAAGCCCUAGACUGGUUCCAGAACUGGGCUUCCCAGGGCACCAAGAGAAAGUUGUCUCAAGCAGCAAAGUGA